AUGUUUUAUACGACUCCUGAAAGCAUGCUCAUUAUGUAUAUGAUGAUAUUUCUUGCUUUACAUCAUGCAGUGCAUACUCAAUAUUCAUUAUAUUAUUCCGAUAUUCGUUCGGGUUCGUAUUUAACAUUUGAUUGUCUGUAUGACCAAUUUAUUGAAGGUGGAAAGAAUGAAUACUCGUCUUAUAUAAUGAACAAGCAAUUGAUUUCCUAUUGUCGACGGCCUGAUAGUGAUGAACAAGAAGAAGAAAUGUCUGACAUAUCGGAUGAAAAUAUAGCAAACACAAUUACUUUUAAAGAACUGAGCAAGCAAGGUAUAACAAGUGAACAACUUCUUAAUUGGUCAGCACCUAUGGAUGUUGCUGAAAGAUAUGCAAUGAAUAAUAAAAGCUCAGAGUUAUUUUAUAAUUGUUCAUUCCCAUGGUUUGGAUCAAAAUGUCAAUAUCGAUUUGUAUACAAUACAUCUUUAUCAUUUCAUGAAAUUGUUCAAGCUUCUAUGAAAAGUCGUAACAUCUGGCGCAUAACCGUAAAUGUUACGACAUGCUAUCGAUUUUUAUCUGAUUGUAAUCGUGGACCAUGGCCCUUAUGUCUUGACUGGCGGCAAAUAUGUAAUGGCAAAGCUGAUUGUAUGCAUGGUGAAGACGAACAAGGGUGUGAAAUAUUAGAGAUGACGACAUGUUCUCAUAAUGAAUAUCGAUGUCUUUAUGGUGGUCAAUGUAUUCCAAUGUCAUUUGCACAAGAUAGCUCCUUAAGUGUUGACUGUCUCGAUGGAAGUGAAGAGAAAGAAAUUUUCGAACUCACGUCUUCUUCCACAAAGUCUAUUUGUUAUUCAACUAAUGCAUUUCGAUGUACAGAACGCAUCAGUCGAUAUCCUCAUACUUUUCCAUGUGGCGAUGGCGAAUUUUUGAGAGACGCUGACGUGCCAAGUUAUCAAAGUCAUUGUGCCAAUUGGAGAGAUAUGGAAGCGACCUUAGCCGUACUUACUUCAUUUCAUCACAUUGAAGAUUUGAAAUGUCGACAAGCAGUUCAUUGUUCAAUUUUCUCCAAUCAAAGCUAUAACCUCUCUCGUAAAUGCUCAAGUACCAGUAAUGAAACUUUCUGUGCAAAUUCAUCUUAUUUUCAUUGUAAUGAAUCCUUAAAAUGCAUUUCAUAUCAUCGUGUCGGUGAUGGAUUCAAAGAUUGUUACUAUGGUGAAGAUGAAUCAUAUCCUACAUGUCAGUUGAACAUUUCAAAUCGAUUUAAAUGUCCAUCAGAUUCAACCAAAUGCUUGUCACUUGUAGCGAUUGGUAAUGGAGAGUAUGAUUGUCCACGAGAAGAGGAUGAGAUAGAUCAGUAUACAUACGCUAGCCUGCAACAAACACCGUUUCCAUUGAUAUGUGACGGAAUGCCAAGAGCCGAUGAAAAUGAAACUGAUGAAACACACUGUGAAUGGUGGCCAUGUCAUAACGCAUACUCACAUUGCAAUGUGUUUUGGAAUUGCCUUAAUGGCGUUGAUGAACUUAAUUGUUCACAUAAUGAUUGUUCAUCGAACGAAUUUCAAUGCAAGAACAUACGUUUAAAUUUAAAUUAUUGCUUGCCACUAGCUCACUUAUUCCAUAAGCGGAAAGAUGAUUGUAGGACUGGUGAAACUAUUGAAAAACUCUAUUUUAGCAAUGAUACAAGAGAUGUUAGCGAAUCUUACUAUUCUUUUAUCAAAUCCAAAUGCAUUAAUGAAGACCAUAUCUGUAAUCUUAAUUCAGAAAAAGCGAAUGUACAAGAAGAUUUAUGCCUGACAAAUCAAAUAUUCCGCAUAGGUAUCAGUCGCAGGAGUGGAAUCUAUGAAAUCGACAAUAAUAGUACAUACAAGUGUGAUCUGGUAGCCAAGAAUAACUUAAUCCACUCUAAUAACAGAUACUUUCUAAGUCCUUCGCGACUUGGCUAUUUUCCAUUAACAACAUCAACAAUUUUCACUCAAAAUAUUGUCAAUAAAUUUGAAAAAGAAAAUAAUAUACCUAACAUAGAUAUUACAGUCGCUUGGUAUUGCUAUUAUGGUAUUCUCAUUCUACUCAAUGAUGCCAAUCAAACAAAAAAAUGCCUCUGUCCACCAAAUUAUUUUGGUUCUCGAUGUCAAUGGCAAAGUCAACGUGUUAGUUUAACUUUGCAGUUUAGAACAGAAGUUACUGUUGUUUCGCCAAUUAUUUUUCAAUUGAUCAUUAUGCUUAUUGAUGAACAAGGAAAAAUAACACCCAAUCAUGAACAAAUAACAUAUAUACCUGAUCAUGACUGUAAUACAAAAUUCAACAUCUACCUACUUUAUCCACAUCGUCCUAAACGUGCAUCGGCAAAUUAUUCGAUUCGUAUUGAUCUUUUUGACAAACUAACAUUAGAGUAUUGGACGAGUUAUUAUUUACCAAUUCCAUUUCAAUUUCUUCCCGUUAAUCGGAUAGCAACUCAACUAAUAAUUUCUGAAAAACGAGAAAAUGAACUAUGUAUCCUAUCAUGUGGAGAACAUGGUCAGUGUAUGAAAUAUACAAAUAUGAACAAUUCAUUUUUUUGUCGAUGUCAUCCAGAAUAUUCUGGUGCAUUCUGUAAUAUUACACAUCAAUGUAAAUGCUCAAAUGACUCAUUAUGUCUUGCCGAAUCUAUUUGUGUGUGCUCUUUGAACAAGUUCGGUCCACAUUGUUACUUGAAAAGAUCAAUAUGUCAAUCAACAAAUAAUAUAUGUGAACACAAUAGAUAUUGCAUAUCAUUGGACGAUCGAAUUAAUUUAAAUGCAUUUAUGUGUAUUUGUAAAGAAGGCUAUCAUGGUGAACGAUGCCAAUACAAAAAUAAUCGAAUCGAUAUACGUAUAGAUGGCACAAUAAUAGAAAAAAGUUCAUCAUUCAUUCUACAUUCAAUAAUAGCGUUUAACGUAAUUACAAAACAUGAGCGGCUGACUACAUUGAAAAAAAUUGCCUUUGGUUACAAUACCAUGACCAUUUCUGUACGACAAUCAUUUAAUAUUCUUUUAAUACAAAUACCUGAUGGUGACUAUUAUCUAGCUGUAUUAAGAGAAAAAUUUAUACAAUCAGAGUUCAUUCAUACCAAUAUAUCAUCAGAAAAUCUCUGUUAUCCAGUUCUUGAACUUUUUAAUAAUACUUUUCGUCAAUAUGAAUAUUUACGUCGAGUUAAAUAUUAUCCACUUUUAUGUCGUCAAUAUUCAAAAGUGAUGUGCUUCUAUGAUGAGUACAACAUGUGUGUCUGCGAUAGUGAUCGUUUUUCAAAUUGUUUCGAAUUUAAUAAUACAUUGAAAUAUGAUUGUAGUGGAAAAAAUCUUUGUUAUAAUGAUGGUCGUUGUUUUCUCAAUAAUGAAACUUGUCCAACAACAUUCAUAUGUGUAUGUAAUGAUUGUUUCUAUGGAAGCCAAUGUCAGUUUUCAACAAAAGAUUUUAUUUUUUCACUCGAUCCUAUUCUUGGAUAUCAUAUCAAACCAAAUAUUUCACUAAAUCAACAACCAUUUAUUAUCAUAUUCAGCAUUCUUAUCACUACAAUUAUGUUAAUUUUACAAUUAAUCAUGGGUUCAUUAUCUGUAGCAACAUUUAAAUUGAAAAAAUCAAGAGAAGUUGGUUGUGGCUAUUAUCUUCUUGCAUCAUCAAUUACUUCAAUGUGUAUGAUUAUUGUAUUAUUAAUUAAAUUUUGGCAACUUAUUCUUUCACAAAUGUCAAUCAUAACUAAUAGAUCAAUGCUUUCUAUUAAUUGUAAAUCAAUUGAAAUUAUUCUUAAAUCUUGUUUAGCAUCGACUGAAUGGCUUAAUGCAUGUGUAUCUAUUGAAAGAAUAUUUACUGUUAUCAAUGGUAUAUCAUUUAACAAAAAAGAAAGUAGAAUAAUGGCUAAACGAGUCAUUUUCGUUGUUAUUGUUGUAACUAUAAUUACUCAUAUUCAUGAUCCGCUGAGACGACGAUUAAUUGACGAUUUAGAUGGAGAUCAACAACGAGUAUGGUGUUUAUCUCAAUAUUCAUCUACAUUAACUAAGUACAAUACAUUUAUUACUAUUUUUCAUUUUCUUAUUCCUUUUGCAAUUAACAUGACAUCUGCUUUUAUAAUUAUUAUACUAACAGCUCGUAGUCGUACAAAGAUAAAGACGAAAGAAACAUUCAUGAAGAAUUUUCGAUUAAAAAUUAAACAAAAUAAACAUAUUAUUAUUGCACCUAGUGUUUUGUUAUUAUUAGGUUUACCACGUCUAACUAUUUCGUUCACAUCAGGAUGUAUGAGAUCACCACGUCAAUCUUGGUUAUAUCUUAUUGGAUAUUUUGCAUCUUUUAUUCCAUCAGCGUUAACAUUGAUUAUAUUUAUUUUACCAUCAGAAACCUACAAAAAAGAAUUCGAUAAAAUAAGACAAGCAUGGUUUCGACGAUUCUGUUCAAGAUCUUAA
Messenger RNA from Rotaria sp. Silwood2, 4386 nucleotides. The record is from the annotation of a GenBank genome assembly. NCBI's taxonomy places the organism in Eukaryota, Metazoa, Rotifera, Eurotatoria, Philodinida, Philodinidae.